Etheostoma spectabile (orangethroat darter) is the source of this 2133-nucleotide messenger RNA. RefSeq names its product solute carrier family 35 member F1 (gene slc35f1). Gene Ontology annotation, molecular function: transmembrane transporter activity. The record is from RefSeq and is a predicted model, not a curated record. Gene Ontology annotation, cellular component: membrane. Bases 299 to 1459 code for a protein of 386 amino acids. The transcript is spliced from 8 exons. Gene Ontology annotation, biological process: transmembrane transport. Lineage: Eukaryota; Metazoa; Chordata; Actinopteri; Perciformes; Percidae.
UUCUCCGGGACCUGCUUCGGAAUCCUGUAGACUAGUUUCUAAUCAGGGAUGGGCACCCUGGACCAGGCUGCAGCAGGUUAGUUCCUCCCUAACACCACCCCUACUGUGUGUAUUCCGGCUGCGAACCGCUGCUGCCGAGCAACACGGACGGAGACCAGGAAGGUCCACCACCGCCGCCGCCGAGGUGAGCCUGCUCCCCGUCACCCUCCUCCGCCUCCUCCGCCUCCUCCUCCUCCUCCGCCUCCUCCUCCGGUCCUCCUCGGAGCAGAAUGCGCUGAUCUGCGCUCAGUCUCGUGGAAUGAUGAUUUCUGUCGUCUCCACUGUGGAGAGCGUUCCCAGAGGUACGGGCACCCCGGCGCCGAGCCUUUACCAGCGCAUCAGGAGGGUCUUAACCAGGGACCUGUUGGUGACCCUGGCCCUGGGUCAGGUCCUGUCCUUGUUAGUCUGUGCUAUCAGUCUGACCAGCAAGUACCUGGCUGAUGACUUCCACGCCAACACGCCGGUGUUCCAGAGCUUUCUCAACUACAUCCUGCUGUUUCUGGUCUACACCACCACACUGGCAGUCAGGCAAGGGGAAGGGAACCUGCUGGCCAUUCUGAAGCAGCGCUGGUGGAAAUACAUGAUUCUGGGUUUGAUAGACAUCGAGGCCAACUACCUGGUGCUGAAAGCUUACCAGUACACUACACUCUCCAGCGUACAACUAUUGGACUGUUUUGUCAUCCCAGUGGUCCUGCUGCUGUCCUGGUUCUUUCUUUUGGUGAGGUACAAGGCUGUCCAUUUUGUCGGGGCCGGGCUGUGCCUGCUGGGUGUCGGCUGCAUGGUGGGAGCUGACUUCCUACUCGGUCGGCAGCAAGGCCUUGGAGAGGAGAAGCUGUUUGGGGACCUUCUUGUUCUGGGAGGAGCAACACUGUACGGGAUCUCCAACGUCUGUGAGGAGUUCAUAGUAAAGAACUUGAGCCGCGUGGAGUUCCUCGGCAUGAUGGGACUAUUCGGAUCCUUCUUCAGUGGCAUCCAGUUGGCCAUCAUGGAACACAAGGAGCUGCUGAAGGUACCCUGGGACUGGCAGAUAGGUCUUCUGUACGUUGGUUUCAGUGCCUUCAUGUUCGGCCUGUACAGCUUCAUGCCGGUGGUCAUAAAGAGAACGAGUGCCACCUCAGUCAAUCUCUCUCUGCUCACAGCUGACCUGUACUGCUUCUUCUGUGGCCUCUUCCUCUUUCACUACAAGUUCUCGGGCCUCUAUCUGUUGUCGUUCCUCAUCAUUAUCUUGGGCCUUGUCCUUUACGCCACUUCAUCUACCUAUGUGGCCCAGGACCCGCGAGUCUACAAGCAGUUCAGGAACACAGCCGGUCAGCCGGCCACCGACCAGCCUCCGCUCGGUACUGAAGUCCUGGAGCCCUCCGUCACCUACACCAGCCUGGGUCCCGAGGCGGGGGAUGAGCUUCCUGUACGUGUUGCCUAAAAUCUGGCAGGUAGUUUAGUCUGUCAGCUGAGUGACCAGUGAGUCAGCUACAGCUGUAUACAGAGAAAUAGUGCUGGCUGUACCCUGUCUGCUGAGCAGGGCUGCUGGGUGAUCACCCAGGUAGGUCCAGGUUUUUAUUUUUAUGGCCUGUAUUAGGGAGGAGGGGGGGGGGGCGGCGAGUCUCCACCCGCUCAGUGACCAAGACAAAAUCAUGUAUUCAAAAUUUGUACCUAAAAAAUCAAAAAGCAGAAUGUUUGUUAAAACAAAUAGCAAAGUGAGUUGAGUUCACUGUGAUCAAAGACUGCGAGUAGACAGUAGUGACUGAAAAAAAAUCAUGUAAAUAGAUGGUAUUGUAAUUUUUACUGUAAUUUAAUCUCCUGCUUUCUUUUUUUUAUAUCUGUCAAGAAUGUUUGUGCUUAAUUCCGGUGUGUAUCUUAAAGUUUAAACGGUGGAAUGUUGGAAGCAAUAUAUUUCCUAACUUCACAGGGUUACUGAAAGACUGUUUGGUUCUAUGUCCACUUUAUGACUGUACAUAAUCUCCUGUCUGGAUUAUUUACAAAGGAUUUAUUAUUCUCCUCUUAUAAUUGACUUUGUAUCCUGUUUGAUGUGGUGCAUUGAAGUUGCUGUCAACAAUGUGCUUACAAUGUUACCUGUAGUAAAAUAAAACAUCAUUG